Agrilus planipennis (emerald ash borer) is the source of this 1454-nucleotide messenger RNA. Its product is annotated as pleckstrin homology domain-containing family J member 1-like. The coding region runs from base 533 to 1186 and encodes 217 amino acids. The record is from RefSeq and is a predicted model, not a curated record. The transcript has a single exon. Lineage: Eukaryota; Metazoa; Arthropoda; Insecta; Coleoptera; Buprestidae. Gene Ontology annotation, biological process: endosome organization; receptor recycling; retrograde transport, endosome to Golgi. Gene Ontology annotation, cellular component: early endosome; recycling endosome; trans-Golgi network.
GAAAAGGUUAAUUCUUAUUUCUCAAUUUUAAAUUAGCGGUCUCUUGAAGUAAUCCACACAUGAUCGCUCUGAUGAUCAGCAGCUAUGACAUUUUAAGUUGUGAAUGGAUACUCUGUGGUAUGGUUUUAAUGGUCUAUGGUUUAAUGGUGGUCUAGAAUCUAUGUUUAGUAUUUAUUUAGUUUUAGUUUAGUCCAUAUAAAAAUAAUUGGUGAUAAAGUGGUGGUUUCGAGUUGUUUCUUAAUUAUUAAAUCAUUUUGUUACUAAGGACACGUUAAUAAUUACAGUGUAAUAAGAACUUCCUAUACAAUAUAGUUACAUAAUGUAAUGUUUUGACUACUGAGAAAAACAAAUGUAACCACAAAAACGAAAGCUGGAAAAAUUGCUACAGUUGUUCCAAUUAACUAAUGAAGCGCUCAUCGUCAUAUUUUACGAAAGUAAUAUUCUUAGGUUUUCGUUAUUCUGUUAAAUAAGUUAUGUGAAGUUCAAGAAACAUAUUCUAUCAACAUUGCAGUGUUACAACAAAUAUAGUAAAAUGAGGUUCAACGACAAAGAAUUAGCUAAAUUAAGUGAAAGCAAGGGUGAAAUGGAAGGAGUCCUACACCACUUAAAGCCAUCGGAAAACGAAUGGUCAGAUUGGUAUCAGCAGCCCUAUUUUAAGGAACGGUUUUUUAAGCUAGUGUCAAAUUUACUUUUUUACUUUCGUGUUAAUGAGCAGGAGCCAAUAGGUAUCCUUGUGUUAGAAAACGUUCAAGUUGCGUAUGAGAGACCACAUAAAGGUAUUUCCUUUGCAUUUUCACUUACUUUUAAAACAGGUGACAAAAGUAAAAUAAUUGAUCAAAAGCAUAUAUUCUCCUGUCGUUGUGAUGAAGAUGUUAAUAAAUGGGUUUGUGCUUUAAAGGUUGCCUCUUAUGAACAUUGGAGGUCACAAUUGAUAAUAUUAAAAACCAAAAUACACAUGCGAACUGGACAAGACCCAAUCUUAGAUUAUUUAAAACAGGAAACAAAGAAUUCAAGCAAAAAUCACUUUAAAACAGUUUGUGCCAAAAGCUCAUUUCAGAGUCAUAUUGAAACAAAACUUUUUACUGAUGCUAAUGGUGAAAUAGAAACUGUUACAACUACUCAAAAAAUUUCCAAGAAUUGUAUAUCAAACAAAAGUGUCCUAGUUGGAAAACUGGUGGACAUUUAAUGCAAAGUAACUGUUUGCUUACUAUAAUUUAAUUUAAAAAAUGUAAUUUAUUUUUAUGUACUAUACUAAUCUAUUUAUCUGAAUAGAUAAAUAUGAUCUCAUAAUGUCUAAGAAAACAACAUUUUGCUAGUCAAUUCUUUUAAUUCUUAUUUUGCCCAACUGACUUGUCCAUUCUAGUAUUAAAAUGAAUAUUUUGUGGUAAAGCUUUACUAAACACUUGUAAUAUAAAACAAAUAUUUUGUUACCAAUAUAAGUACUGGAGAGUUUC